AUGUUCGCUCCCUCACCUCACCUCCUAUCGGCGACCUCAGGUCAUCUCUUUCCACCGGCGACCUCGGCUCACCUGUUUCCACCAACGACCUCGGGCUCACCUCACGUCACCGGAGACUACAAUGACUGCUCAAAUUUGCAAGCCCUAAGUACGAUUAAGCCGACCGAUGUUCUCCACAUCUCCAAAUUCUUACCAUCCCAUGGUCCGUCAGUUAGAUCUAAUUCGCCAAAGACAAUCAAUCUAUUGAGUGGCUUGGAAACAAUUAGUUUGCUGCUGAGUGGAGCUGCUGCUACUCCUGCAAAGAAAGCAGAAAGUUCUGAUGACAGCAGCCCUAAAGAAAGCGAUUCUGAAGAAGAGGUUAAGACUGCCCCUAAUAAGAAACCUGCAGCAGAUACUGUUGCAACCAAGAAGGCUGAUUCUGAUGAUGAAAGAUCCGACGAAGAGAGUUCAUCCGAUGAUGUGGAACCUCAGAAGAAAAAGAAUGAAAGUUCCGAUGAAGAGCCAGCAAAGCCUCAAGCUGCUAAAAAGUUGGACCAAGCUACAAAAAAAGAUAGCAGCUCUGAUGAAGCGUUUGAAGAAGGUGAUGAGGAAGAAAGCUUGGAUGAUCUGAAGGCGAAUGCUAAAUACACAGGAUACAUAGUAGGUUCUAGUGUUGUGUGGUUUUGGGAGGUUGUGAAAGCAGUUAACAAGGAAGACAGGGUGAGAUUGCUUCAAUUUGUCACUGGUACAUCAAAGGUUCCAUUGGAAGGUUUUAAAGCACUACAAGCAUUGAUGAUAGUUCACACAAGAGUAAUUGACACCUCUCUUGUAUUCAAAUAUUGGAGUGGCACCAAUUUCAGUUCCUCUGUCCUGGAAAUAGGAAGCAAUCCGGUGUACUCAAUUGAACGCCUUCGCGAAGAGAAUGAUGCGGUUAUUUUAGCAAUGGGGGCAACAAAGCCACGGGACCUCCCUAUUCCUGGACGUGAGCUCUCAGCUGACUGCGGUUCGACUUCUUUUAAAAUUUUUAAUUCAUGGCUACAAAUGGAUGGGUUCGAUGAUAUGCUUAUUAAAGCUAGAAUUCGAAAUUGGCAUUUGGAGGUUAAGAGUAAGAACGAGGAAGACAAUCUUCGACUUCACCAGAGAUUGAAUGUGACUGAUUCGAGUAUUGAUGAGGGUAUUUAUGUUGAUGUUAGUGUGUCCAUUCUUCAGAUGCUGCUCAAAAAGUAA
Messenger RNA from Lactuca saligna, 1206 nucleotides. The record is from the annotation of a GenBank genome assembly. Lineage: Eukaryota; Viridiplantae; Streptophyta; Magnoliopsida; Asterales; Asteraceae.